Messenger RNA from Verticillium dahliae VdLs.17, 1296 nucleotides. RefSeq lists its product as uncharacterized. The transcript has 3 exons. The coding region runs from base 1 to 1296 and encodes 431 amino acids. The record is from RefSeq and is a predicted model, not a curated record. Lineage: Eukaryota; Fungi; Ascomycota; Sordariomycetes; Glomerellales; Plectosphaerellaceae.
AUGCAGAUCAAGAGUGUCCUCAUCGCCGUCGCCGGCCUUGCCGCUCUGUCCGAGGCCUCUGUCAUUCCUGGCGCCUCUCCCUUCAGCAGGACGCUCGCUCGUCGCCAGUUCCGCGGCGGUCAAGGGGGUAACAACGGCGGCAACAACGGUGGGAACAAUGGUGGUAACAACAACGGAGGAAACAACGGCGGCAACAACAACAACAAUAACGGAGGGAACAACAACGGUGGAAACAACAACAACAACGGCGGCGGUAACGCCGGCGCCACCCAGGUCUGUCUCGUCGACGGUGUCCUCCAGGAAGGUUCAAACCAGGCUGGCCAGCCUGCUGAUGGCGCCGUUGCUUCCGCCACGGACGACUCCAACUUCAUCAACUUCUGCCAGGGAGAGGAGUUGACCAACGGUGAGCAGAAGACCGGCGGCUCUUGCAACGGAAUCCCUAUGGGCAAGAUCCCAGCCCAGAACAACAUGGUCUCCAGCAUUCUGGUCAACCCCGCCCACAACGACAACCUUGAGGCCAACACCGACUUCGACAUCCAGGUCCAGGUUGACAACUUCGCUCCUGGAGCCUUCACCGAUGCGCAGAGUACCUAUUACUCUGCCCCCCAGGACCUCGAUGGUCAGGGCCGCAUCAUCGGUCACACUCAUGUCACCGUUCAGACCUUGGGCGGCAACCUCACUCCUGACCAGCCUCCUGACGCCUCUACCUUUGUCUUCUUCAAGGGAAUCAAUGAUGCUGGCAAUAACAACGGCCUUCUCUCUGCCACCGUCACUGGUGGUCUGCCUCCCGGUAACUACCGUGUCUGCACCAUGUUCGCGGCCGCAAACCAUCAGCCGGUGAUCAUGCCAGUCGCCCAGCGCGGUUGCCAGGAUGACUGUGGCCAGAACCAGGGUGGUAACCAGGGUGGUGUUGAUCAGACUGUCGAUCCUGCUGUCGAUGCUACUGCUGCACCGUCCGCUGACGCGACUGCCGACCCUGCUGCCGGAGAGACUGAAGCCGCUGACGGUGCGAAUGCCGGCGCUGAUGGAGGUCAGGGUGCUGGCGGCGCCGGUGGUGCUACUGCGGCCAAUGCUGUCGGUGGUUUUGCAGCGCCUGAGAUCUCCGACUCUGGCAACGCCGAUCGCCCGUUUGAGGUCAACGGCAACACCUUCACCAACCGUCAGACCGCUGCCCAGAGAGCUUGCGACAUCCAGAAGAACCAGUGUGCGGACGCCGUCAAUGGAGGCGGCGGUGCUGGCUUCGCUCUGUCCGACUGCCAGGCACAGGUCGCCUCUUGUGUGGCUGAGCUUGCCUGA